CAAGAUUUUUGUUUAGAAACGAUUUGUAAAAAUCCUUUAUUGGUGUUCAAAUCUGAAGAUUUUUCAACAUUUGAGGAAUCAUUAUUAUUACCAUUAUUAUCUAGAGAUGAUUUACAAACCGAAGAAAUUGAAAUUUGGGAUCAUUUAAUUCAAUGGGGUAUUGCUCAAAUGAAUUUUUCAUCAUCUGGUGAAUAUGAUGAUUGUUCUCUUGUUCCAGCUGUAAAUGUUUCUAAAUGGGAGAAAAAGGAUUUUAAAGAAUUACAAAGAAUUCUAAAAAAUUGCAUACCUUUAAUAAGAUUUUUUGAAAUUUCUUCAACUGAUUUUUAUGAUAAAGUUUGGCCUUAUAAUUCAAUUUUACCAAAAGAUUUAAGAGAAGAUAUAAUUAAAUUUCAUUUUAAACCAAGUAGUAGACCUAUUAGUCCAUUGCAUAAACCAAGAUUGAUUCCAUUUGAUUCAACAUUAAUAAAACAAGAACAUGUAGCAAGAUUGUGUGAUUGGAUAGAUAGAAAAGAUGGUAAACCUUAUAAAUUUGAAGAUAUUCCAUAUAAAUUUAAAUUAUUAGUUAGAGGUAGUAAAGAUGGGUUUGAAUCCGAAAUUUUUCAUGAAAAAUGUGAUCAUAAAGGUCCAACUAUUGUUGUAAUGCAAAUAGCUUAUUCGGGUGAAUUAGUUGGUGGUUAUAAUCCUAUUGAAUGGACGACUGGGGAUUCUCGUAUUACAACUCAAAAUAGUUUUCUAUUUAGUUUUCCUAAACAAGGUAAUAUCGCGGACGCUAAAUUAUCAAGAGUAAGUAGACCUGGUUAUGCUAUACGUGUAAAAGAUAAAUCUCAUGGCCCUUGUUUUGGUGACAAAGAUUUAUGGAUGAAACAAAAUUUUAAUGCUUAUGAUAGUUGUUCUUCCGAUAAAGAUGAUUAUCAAGAGAGAGUUACUACUUUAUCUAAAUUUUGGGUAUUAGAAUAUGAAGUAUUUCAAGUAGUUAAAAAGUGAAUAGGGGUAAAAGGAGGGAACUAAAAUAGGGGAAACAGGGGUGAAUAACUCCCGAUUUUUAUACUAUUCUACGAAUAAUCCAUAAAUGAACAAUUUCAACUAUUCAACACUUUUUUUGC
Messenger RNA from Rhizophagus irregularis DAOM 181602=DAOM 197198, 1103 nucleotides. The record is from RefSeq and is a predicted model, not a curated record. NCBI's taxonomy places the organism in Eukaryota, Fungi, Glomeromycota, Glomeromycetes, Glomerales, Glomeraceae.